Raphanus sativus (radish) is the source of this 1065-nucleotide messenger RNA. Its product is annotated as F-box/kelch-repeat protein At4g38940-like. Lineage: Eukaryota; Viridiplantae; Streptophyta; Magnoliopsida; Brassicales; Brassicaceae. The record is from RefSeq and is a predicted model, not a curated record. The transcript has a single exon. The coding region runs from base 1 to 1065 and encodes 354 amino acids. Gene Ontology annotation, molecular function: protein binding.
AUGUCUUGGGCAGAGAAGAAUCAAUCGUCGUCGUCUCCGAUUAUGUCACUUCCAGAGGACAUCAUGGUUGACAUCUUGGCGCGUGUACCGAGACGUGAGUAUCCAAGAGUCUCCCUCGUUUCAAAGCACUUCCGGUCACUCGUUUCGUCGCGUGAGAUAUACGCAAGACGAUCUUCGUUGGGCUGCACUGAACAUUGUCUCUAUGUUGUCCUCUUUGACCUGGACAACAUUGUCGACCGUUUGUAUACCCUCAAAGACAGAGACAAGGGCUUGGUCCUAAUCCCUGGGCUUCCUGAUAUGCCUAGUGAUGGAAGCUUUGUAGCUGUGGGUUCAAGGAUAUAUGUGUUUUGUAAGAUUAACUCUUUCUUCAUCGACUGUACAUCCCACACUGUGCAGCAUCUCCCGAGGAUGCCUGUCCCCAUGUUUAAUACAGCCGCUGACGUCAUCUGCGGGAGAAUCUAUGUAAUUGGGUGUAUCAGUUCAAAGUCAGAGUCAGAGUCAAAGGCGAUGGUGGUGUUCGACACAGAAACACAAACGUGGGUGACAAUGCCAUGGAUGGAGUUGUCUGAUGACUUUUGUACGUAUAUAAGCUUGGUGGUGAUGAGUGGUAAGUUGUACGCGAGGAGUUUUCAGAAUUGCUUUGUUUACGACCCAAAGGAAGGCAAAUGUGAAACGGACGAGGGGCUGCGUUCGAACAACUGGGUUGAGAACGGGUGUGUUGUUGAUGAUGUUUUGUUCUUUUACGAUGAUGAUUUUGGUGGCAACGAAUUGAGAGCGUAUGAUCUAGAGCGCAAGUGCUGGAGAGUGGUGAAAGGUUUGGAUGAUUUGUUGGCUGGGAUGAGACGUGUUAAUAGUUUUUUGGAAGUGACUAUGAGUAAUUACGCUGGCAAACUGGUUUUGUUUUUUCGUAGCCUAGAAAUCAUUGGGGAGAUUUGUUGUAUCGAGAUUUCGCUGGAAAGACGCAAAGGAGGUCAGAUUUGGGGUAGAGUUGAUCAGUCCUGGUGCGAUCAUGCUUUGAUCGGUAGUAAUUUUGUCAUUAUGAAAUCUCUAGAUGUUGUGCUUUGA